Messenger RNA from Drosophila pseudoobscura, 1033 nucleotides. RefSeq names its product chymotrypsin-2. Gene Ontology annotation, molecular function: serine-type endopeptidase activity. The record is from RefSeq and is a predicted model, not a curated record. Gene Ontology annotation, biological process: proteolysis. The transcript has 2 exons. NCBI's taxonomy places the organism in Eukaryota, Metazoa, Arthropoda, Insecta, Diptera, Drosophilidae. The coding region runs from base 34 to 900 and encodes 288 amino acids.
UUGGGGUUUCAGUUGCGAUUGCACGGCACAGCAAUGAGAUCUUUGUGGAAAAUUACGGGGCUGCUCGGUCUGAUUCUUCUGACCCUUCAGACAGCUGGAGCCCUGCGUUUGCGGGGGGAACAGCCUCCGGGUGUAGCUGGGGUCAAUAGACAUCGAACAAGUGAUGUGAAUCCGUCCUUGGCGAAGAGUGGGCCUGAGGGACGUGUGACCGGGGGCACAGCUGCCACGGCGGGAAGCUGGCCCUGGAUUGUGACUCUGCAGAAUGUCUACGGCUAUCAUAUCUGCGGAGGCGUCAUCAUCGACAAAGAUUGGAUUUUGACGGCCGCCAGUUGCGUCGCGGGCCUGAGGCCACGCAAUGUGAUAGUAGUCACAGGCACCACGGACUGGUGGGACCUCAACGCCAUUUACUACAUUGUGGACAGCAUCCAUGUCCACUGCAACUUCGACCAGCCGCUCUACCACAACGACGUGGCCCUGCUGCACAUGGCGGAUAGCAUUGAGUUCAACGAGAACACCACUAGCAUCACCCUGGCCGACAUUGACGAGCUGCAGGAGGGCGAAAAGCUGACCUUUGCCGGCUGGGGCAGUCCCACGGCGAGUGGCACCUACGAGAGGUAUCUGCAGGAGGCAUCCGGCACCUAUGUGCCGGUGGAGCAGUGCCGCACCGAGCUGGGUGGCACCGAUGAUGUGGACCUGGGACAUGUGUGCGUGCAGUUGGCUGCCGGAAAAGGUGCUUGCCAUGGCGACACCGGCGGACCACUGAUCGAUGAGCAGAAUCGUCUAGUGGGCAUUGGCAAUUGGGGCGUGCCCUGUGGCCUCGGCUAUCCGGAUGUCUAUGCCCGGACUGCCUUCUACCACGAUUGGCUCCGCACCACCAUGAACGGCUGCACCAUCAGCUAGUCCGUCCGGACAUUGGUCACCCAUCACCUAUCAGUUCUCUUGAGUUGUAUUGCUGAUUUAAUAAAAAUUAUGGGAUUUUUACGAGCCCAUAGUUCUGGGUUUUCUACGAUCGCCCAUGAUUGAGAUUGCACAA